Molecule: messenger RNA, 4574 nt
Organism: Vitrella brassicaformis
Lineage: Eukaryota; Vitrellaceae
Source: the annotation of a GenBank genome assembly
CCACGACGCCCUCAAGCAGACAUGCACGCACAUAUGUGUACAACAGGGACAAAGUACCUGAGACACUUCUCAUCCAUCAAGUCCAUGAUCACACGGGCUUAGGAACAUACAGCCAUAUGAUGCAAGCAAUCCAGCGCCAUCAGUCCUGUCCCUGCCGCAUCCCCUACAUGGGCAUGUCUCUGCACAUGGCGUACGGUGCACACACAGCCUGCCUGUGGUCCGUCUCUGCUGUUUCAUCCAUUCAUGGCCCUGCCUUUGAAGGCUCCAUAAAUAGAAAAACAGAUCGACCCACACACAUGGGUGUAUUGCCGAGCAGAACAUCACGCGUACAUGCAUCAUCCAUCGAGUGUCCGCAGAGAGCGUCAAGGUAGGCAGCUGAGACAAAACCAAUCCCCCCAAAGCAAGUCCCUCCCGCUAAUCUCAGGCACAUGCAUGCAUCUAUGGUUAGGUGCAGCGCGUAUCGGACAGCUCCCUAAGAUACCCGACUUCGUCUGUCUCCCCCUGGUUCAUCCUCAACCCAUAGCUAAAGGGGAAGAGCGCCUCCUGGCCGUCUCCCACAUUGACGGUCGCCUGGCAUGGCGAGGCGGGCCAUGAGUGCGCCAGCCGACCGUGAAAGUCAUACCCGCCCUCGAAGAGCACGUCGCCCACACCCAGCCCCGCCGCCACACCCGGCAGCCAGGCCGCCACGAAGGCAUCGCAGCGGUUGAGGUGCUGGUUGACAUAGACAGGGCGGCCGGAGACCAGCAGGCAGACGAUUGGGGUGUCGGGGCUCUUCUUGGCUGUGAUCUUGUCAAGGAUAUCCAAGUCGGCGGGAUACCUGAACAAACGACGUACGAUGGAUGGGAUCAUCAGGAUGUGUGCGUGGUCUGAUUACCUCGCGUGAUGCAGGAGGCUGUUCUCCUUGAGGUCUCCCGCCGCCUCGGCGUACCGCUCCUCGCCAAUGACGGCAACGAUGGCGUCGUACUCGCCGGUGGCGGCGAAGUCAUCGCUCCCAUUCUUACUCAACAUGGCAGCACCACCACCGCCAGUGACCACAUCACUCAGACCCUGAACACGGAGCAGACACCCACACUCGUGCAUACAUCAUGGUCACACGCCUUCAGGGCUGGUCUGUCUGUCUGUGUGCGGAUGUCUGUCACCUACCUUCCAUAUGGACGUGCCGUAGAGAAAGUCGGCGUUUGUGUUCUCCUCGGCUUGCCAUGACAGCGCCCACGAUCCCACGUGGGUGGGCAGGAAAUCCGCGUACGGCACGUCGUCAAUGAGCCUCGACGUCACGAAUAUGUUGGCUGACCGCUUCAGGGGCAACACAUGCCGGUUGUUCUUCAACAGCACCAGGCUCUUGCGAACCGCCUCACGCGCAACCUAGACGCAACCAACGAGACAGAUGCCAGAAGACACACAUAGAUACACAUCGGUCUCUCCCAGGACCUCCUACCUCCAUGUGUUCGUCGGAAGCCAUGAGGUCGUCUCGCGCCGCGUAUGGCUUCCUGGUGCUGGGUUUGCCCUUGACCUUUGUGGGGUCUGGACCGAUGAGACCCAGCCGCGCUUUGGCCCUCAGGAUGCGCCUGACAGCGUCAUCCAUCCUCUCGAGUGGGAUCUCGCCCGACUCGACCGCACGGGCGGUGUUGUUGAUGAAGCUGAUCCAAUCUCCGCCGAUCAUCAGCAUAUCCAUGCCUGAGACAGGAAAGAGGGUGGGUGUCGGUGGGGGGAUAGAUAUGCACAGGUGUGUAUGGGUAUGGAUGGUGUGUUGGCUGGGUACCUACCCGCAUUGAUGGCGAAGGGACAGUGCUCGACGGUGCAUCCAGGGAGGUUCUCGCCGUUUUCGUCGUUGCCCGACCUGGCGUGCCCGUUCCAGUCGCCAACAAGGAAACCGUCAAGGUUGUACGUGUUCUGACACACACAUACACAAGUAUUUGUGCAUGUGCAUUUCAGUCAGGUUGUGUCACAUACCUUGAGGACGUCUGUGAGGAGGAAUGGGUAGCCAUGCAUCUCGAUGGUGUUGGUGCCAGUGAAGGACGGCAUCACGCUCUGCACACCGCCCUUCUCGAUGCACGCCCGAUACCCCCUGCUGUGGAUGUCACGCAGCUCAGUCUCGGCGGCAACCGUGUCGCCGUCCGUCAGCCCACCCCAGCUGCCCCCGUCACCCAGCCAGUGCUUGCACGUCGCCAGCACAUGGGGGGCGGCCAGGAAUGACUCAGGGUCCUCGGGGUUUCCCUGUAGGCCUCGCAGGAGCCCGCCCACGAUGUUUUCGACCGUGUAUCCGUCUUCUGCAGCAGAAGACGGGAAUAAAACGACCGCUUGUGUGCCAGGAGUGCGUGUGUGUACCUGAGUAGGACUCGUACAUUCUGCCCCAUCUGGUGUCGCGUGCGGUGGCCACUGUCGGUGCCAGCGUCCAGUCGAUGCCGCUCGCAACCAUCUCAGUCGCAGUCACCUAUCUCACACACAAACACACGCCAGGAAGGAAUGACAGUGUGCACACGAUUGAAGGAUCGACUUGUCUAAGUUAUGCUUUUCGCACCGACAUACCAGUCCGAUUUUCUCCAUGAGGACGGAGUCAUUAGCAGCGCCCAGGCCGAUGUUGUGUGGGAAGAUGGUCGAGUGGGGGGCAUUGUUGUGGCCGUGGAUAGCGUCGGCGGCCAUCAGGGGAGGAAUGGGGAUACCUGACGCCUGCACAAGGGCACCACAGAUACCACAGACGAACAGUGAUCCACUGGACACAUUUAUGCGUGUGUGUCUCCGCCGCAGCUCACCCAUUCCUUGUCCAUAGCAGCCGCGUAGAAGUUGUCCAUCUCGGCGGCCACCUGCCAUAUCUUUGCUUCGCGGUAGAAUCCCGGCGGCCAGAGCAUGGCCCCUAGGCUGUACUUCUUGAGCGUCACCUCGGGCUCAGGCACACCAAAGAUGGGCGCGAUGAUCAUCUGGCCUGCCUUCUCCUCGAGGGUCAUGUUGCCAAUCAGGUCGCUCAGCCACAACUCAAGGGCGAAGUCCUUUUGGACGGGGUUCGUCAGCCGGUCCCAGCCGCAUGUCUUGGGGGCCGCCAGCCAGCCGACGCCCGGCUUGGCCUCUGUGCCGGUGGUGCUGGCCAUCAGGAUGCAUUUCCCUUGCUGGUCGCUGAUGAAGUUGACGCCCACGCAUUUGUCCUUCAUUUGGCAGCGGGUUUGGCACUGCCAGGGGCUGUCCGUGGUCUCCCUCGUCUCCAACACAGUGCCGCUGUACUGAUAGCCCCACUUGUAGCAAUCCUUGAGGGGCGGAUGCACUGCACCGCAGGAGGCGGGCGACACAGCCAUACAUGGCACGCCGCGAUGUGUGGACGCGUGUGUGUGUACCGCUGGAUCCGAUGAUGGUGCAGUCGAACUCGUCUUCGACGUCAGGAGGCGGGCACAUCUCCAGCUCAGGCCGACACUGGGCCCACUGCACACCCAAAGGACAGCCACCAUCAGUGUACUUAGCUGCAUUUCACUGACUGGCUGACUGACUGACCCCCUCUGCGGCGAGUCUGCACACACUGCCCUGCUGGCAGAGGCGCGUCUCCGUGCAGUCGCCCCACAGCUCUGUCGGCGGGGGGAUGUCUGCACCACAGACCAGACCACACAACAGGCCAUUGCGGCUUGUUUGUCGCUUGCCUGUCGCGUCGAUCAGUACCUGAUUCCUCCAGGCCCCCCUUGGCGUCAGAUAUCUCUUUGAAAGGAUCGGGCAACACGCCCAUUGGAGGGGGGUCAGGGUUGCGGGGACCACGGAUGCGACCACCAGCAUCUGACGACACACAUUCAAGGGCAUCCAGCCAUCAUCGAGUCCUCUAUCGGUGCUCCAGUGUGUGGUCGUUGAUUAACCGACCAAGGACGCAUGGUGGGGCCUUGAUCUCUGAGCACUUGAGGUUCGCUGCCUGGAUGGUAGCAGGGCAGCAGGCGUCCUUGCCGCCGAGCAGUUUGUCGCACCCGUCGGCGCCACCGCAUGUCUUGCAGAAUGCUGGGCAGCAGGCCCACUGGUUGGCCAGGUCCACGGACAUCAGCCCACCCAAAGCCGCACACUGCUCAGCACGCGACAAAUACUCUGACACGGACCAACAGAUCAGAAGUAUCGGCGUGGUGCAUCUGACUGGCUUACCUUGGGCGCCCUCUCGACUCUUCGGGGAUACGACAGAGUCGCCUGACCACAAGACCGACAGGCGGCCGACAAACACACAGACGUGAACUGGUUGUGUGGCUGGGCGAUAUAUUGGGUGUCACUCACCUUCUGCGUCUUGUCUUAGCUGCCUAUGAGCGGCUGACGCUGCAGUGAGUGCCAAGGACAGACGACAAUGCGACAGCAAACAAAUGAACCGGCCCCUGCAGCAGUGGCGAUUUGUAAAGGUGCCGAGCUCACCUUUACAGAUAGAGGGCUGCAUAAUAAGGACGGACAGCAUCCCCAGCGCCGCCAUUGCCCGCCAGGCAGCCAUCGGCAGGCAAGGCCCCAUUUGGCCAGGCCGAAAAGUGAAGUUCCUCGCUCUGCCCGCGGGCAGCAGGUGUCAGGUGGCUAUCGGACAAGGUUUUCAGGCCUCGGUCCCUCUCUGUCGUGACACCGAGGAUGGCCCAGCCGUU